Aspergillus alliaceus is the source of this 1774-nucleotide messenger RNA. RefSeq names its product cytochrome P450. The transcript has 3 exons. Gene Ontology annotation, molecular function: iron ion binding; heme binding; monooxygenase activity. The coding region runs from base 116 to 1774 and encodes 552 amino acids. The record is from RefSeq and is a predicted model, not a curated record. Lineage: Eukaryota; Fungi; Ascomycota; Eurotiomycetes; Eurotiales; Aspergillaceae.
GCCACUCAUAGCGGAAUUAAUUAUGUUUAUAUAUAGAUAGUAAGAUCGCACUUCUGAAGUUUCCCAGUCUGUGUAUCGUUUCAGUGAAUUGAAAGUCCAGCAUACUUUGUUUGCAAUGGCUGUACAACAGUUCUAUCUGCUAGGGGAGCCGAUCUCCUCUGCAAGGGAGAUCGAGAUCGAGCCUUCUCUUGACAUUGAGGGUCUCCAGCAUCUCGUUGCCGCUCACUUUGCUAUUGUUGAGCCUAAUGGUAUUGGAUUCCAAGCCAACGACAACACACUAAACGAUAUACCCGAAAUCACCUCCAGCGACAGCCCGGUGGCAAUUACGAUUGACGGAAGGGCAGUUCGCGAGCCACAAGGUCCUAAGGGCCUACCCAUGGUCGGCAGCUUCUUCGAAGUAUAUCCCGACCACCUAGGGAACCACCAACGUCUCUUCGAACAAUAUGGUCCCAUCAUCAAAACCACCAGUCUCGGUCGCACAACGUACUUAACCAAUGAUCCUACCAUCUCGGCCAUUGCAUUCACCGAGUCCGACUUUUUCACUAAAAAGAUCAACGAAGCACACCCUCUCUACGCGCUGAAACAACCCAGCGCCGGUGUUUUCCUAGGUGACACCGACACACCUGAAUGGAGGGUUGCGCAUAAAUUCUUGCCUCCGGCGCUCGGCCCAAAGGCGGUCCGUCACUAUGCGCCUACCAUGCAGCAGACCGUUGAGGAUGCGUUCAAGGUGUUCGACGUGUUUGAUGAGCGGGAUGAGGCGUGGAAUGUCUACCAGUAUAUGUUGAAGUUAGGUUCGCAGGCUGUUGGCAAGCUUACGCUUGGGUUGGACUUCGAACACUUUUCUUCGCCUGAUGCAAAGCUUCAUGAGAUGAUUCAUUUGAUCGCGGAGUUGCUCUCGCUUAAUAAAAAGGUUACAUCGAAGGGCGAUUGGUAUGCUAAGUUGCCGUUCGGUGAUCCACAGAAGCUCAAGCAGACCAAAGCCCGAAUUGAAGAGAUGGUGGAAGAGUCUAUUCGGUCGGCUGAACGAGGCGGCGUUGUCGAUUUGCCCCUCCAGGAUGCAGCUCUGCAGGCCUCCAACAUGAUCGAUUACGCCGUGCGCGCCACCGACAACAAAGGCGAAAAGCUACCCAAGUCAAGUCUAGUUUGGGCCAUUACCGUUGCAACCGGCGCCGGUUUCACAACUACCAGCUCCCUCCUUUCAUGGCUAAUCUACGGUCUUGUCACAUACCCGGGUAUGCAAGACAGGCUUCUCCAGGAACUGAUCGACCAUGGUAUCGACGAGAAUACCCAACUCACAGCCGAUGUCACGGAUCAACUAAGCUUCCUCGAUAAGUAUAUUAAGGAGACGCAGCGCCGACACAACCCCAGUUUCCAGCCGGGUCGGACAGCGAAGGUUGACCUUAUCCUACCAGGAGGAUACAAGAUCCCCCAGGACUCGGUCAUCAUCCCUGCAUUGCAUCACAUUCACAACAACCCCGACCUAUGGGAUAACCCGAACAAGUUCAACCCUGAUAGGUGGGAUUCUGAGGAGGUGAAGAAUAGACACAAGGCCGCGUACAUACCGUUCGCUAUGGGGCCGCGGAUGUGCAUCGGAUUCAACUUUGCGCUCCAGGAGAUCAAGGUUUUCCUUCCCAAGUUGAUUUAUCGGUAUAAGUUCACUCGGGAGGGAGAUGGUCAUAUUGAGUAUGACCCUAUGUUCCAGUUGAUUCGGCCGAAUAACCUGUAUGUUCGGGCAGAGAGGAGAGUUAAGUGGCCUCCGAAGUCUGAGAACUAG